AUGCGACUUAUGAACAUUGCGGUAAUUGGCGCAGGAACUGCCGGCUUAUCAGCUGCCAAACAUGCUCUCGCCGCCGGAUGCAACGUCACAGUUUUCGAGCAAGCAAAAGCUCUCGGAGGCACGUGGGUUUACACCGACAGCAUUGGCAAAAACGAAUACGGCAUCGACGUUCACAGCAGCAUGUACAAAGGUCUUCACACAAAUUUACCCAAAGAAAUUAUGGGAUAUCCUGACUUCCCAAUUCCUGAGCAAGAUCGUUCAUACAUCCCAGCGGAAGACAUGUGCAAAUUCCUCAAUUUAUACGCGGAAACUUUUAACGUCAAGCAACGCAUCAAAUUAGAGCAUCACGUGAUCCGCGUUCGUCCCGUCGAAGAAACCAAAUGGGAGAUAAUUGUCAGGGAUUUGCCGAAUGAUAAACUCAUGACGUUGAUUUUUGAUGCGGUUUUCGUGUGUAACGGGCAUUAUCAUACGCCUGCGUAUCCAAAUUAUCCAGGACACAAAAAAUUCAAAGGAAGACAAGUUCAUAGUCAUGAUUAUCGAUGUCCUGAUCCAUAUGAGGGAGAGACAGUUUUGGUUAUUGGAGCAGGCCCAAGUGGCAUGGAUUUGGCGUAUGAAGUUGGAAAAGUCGCGAAACGAGUAACUUUGAGUCAUCAUUUGAAGGAGCCGCCAAAGACAGUGUUUCCGUCGAAUGUUACGCAGAAGCCUGAUGUCACGUCGAUGACGGAAAAUGGAGUUUAUUUCAAUGAUGGAAGCUUUGAGGAAUUUAGCGUCGUUUUAUAUUGCACAGGUUAUCAAUACACAUUUCCAUUCUUGAGCGUUGACGCUGGCAUUUACGUCGACGACAAUUAUGUAACUCCCCUUUAUAAGCACUGCAUCAAUAUUAAUUACCCGACAAUGGCAUUCAUUGGCUUACCAACUUUUGUAUGUGCCUCACAAAUGUUCGAUUUACAAGUUCGUUUUGCUCUCAAAUUCAUCACAGGUGCCAAGGAAAUGCCCUCGAAGGAAGAAAUGCUCGCCGAUACGGAAAAAGACAUGCAAGCUCGUUUCGCCAAGGGAUACAAAAAACGUCAAGCUCACUUAAUGGGCGAGAAUCAAUGCAGUUAUUACGAUGAUUUGGCAAAAACUGCUGAAAUUGAACCCAUUAAACCAGUUAUCACGAAAAUGCAUAAAGUGAGUUAUCAUCGUUACUUGGAUGACUUGGUGAAUUUCCGCAAAAAUAGAUUUAAAAUCUUAGAUAAUGAGAAUUUUGUGGAGAUUGAAAAUUAUAACAAUUGAUUUUUUUUAUAUUUUUGACAAUAUCUUUAUUUUUAUUCAUUAUAAUAAUAAGAAUUACCUAAAUAUAAUCAUACUCUUCCGUUUAAUGUAACAUAACUUGAAUAUUUUUUAUAUAUAUAAUAUUAUUAAAAUAAGUUUGAUUUGACAAAAAAGUUAUACUUAUUCCAUUUUUUUAUAAUAAUAAAAUUAUUUAUAACUAAAUUCAAUAUCAUUAAUGAUAAAACUGAAAAAUUCUUAACAUUAUACAAAAAAUCCUUAAUUUAUGGUCCUAUGUAU
Culicoides brevitarsis is the source of this 1551-nucleotide messenger RNA. It is a transcript of the gene Fmo-1, whose product is annotated as senecionine N-oxygenase. Lineage: Eukaryota; Metazoa; Arthropoda; Insecta; Diptera; Ceratopogonidae. The coding region runs from base 1 to 1275 and encodes 424 amino acids. The record is from RefSeq and is a predicted model, not a curated record. Gene Ontology annotation, molecular function: flavin adenine dinucleotide binding; N,N-dimethylaniline monooxygenase activity; NADP binding. The transcript has 3 exons.